UUCAAACGAUAAUGAUAUUAUUUCUUGCAGGGAUUAAGAAUGAACAGAACCCUGUUAUCUCUUAACCUUGGAAGCAAUCUAAUUGGUGAUAAUGGGGCUUCCAAGUUAGCAGAGGUGCUUUCAAGCUUUGCUCUUUCCCAUGAAGAAGUGGUAGCAAGAAGGCUUCUCAUUUCCAAGAAAACUCCAGAAGAUACAGGAAGUCCUUCCAGAAAUUUGAAUGCACCGACUGGAGGAUCAAAGGACAGGCCAGCCAGUGUUCGCAGUGGAACACAUGUUUCUAAGGAAGAUAAGAAAAGCAGAGAGAAAAGAGAUGCACAGAAAAAGAAGGUAUAAACAGUGAGCAACUAAACUCUCAGCAUUUUUGUACAGUACAUCAUAGCAAUACUCAAAAUUCAGUUGUUUAAUAAAUAAGAGUACAUCACGUUGGUUACCUUUGUAACAUGAAUCAUUCAGGUGUUUCUUGGUCAAAUAUAUCACUCUGGCCUUUAACUUCCCUUAAAUGCUGACAUCAAAGUUUAUAUUUAAUUGCUCUAUGACGAUGAGGUCAAAUUAACUUAAAUACUGGGCAAGUUGGUGCCAUAGAUUUCAGUGAAAGUCUGCCAUCGAGCUUACUUGCCUAAAUUGGUGUUCCUGUUUUCUAUGAAACUGAACUUUGAGGCCUAGAUACGUGUACAUCUAGUUCUUUUUUUCAACGGGUUUGUUUGUUUUUUACUGUUUACUUGCCAGCCAGCCCACACUGUACAAAGCAUCUUGUUCAGCCACUAUAGUUAAAAGCAGGGCUGUGCUCUUGAAGCGCCCCAGUGCCACAGGGUACUGACUUUUGCCUUUGGGCGACUGGAAAAACUUACUUUUUCAUAUAAGCCUAAGUGCUGGGCAC
This is a messenger RNA of Orbicella faveolata, 877 nucleotides long. Its product is annotated as leucine-rich repeat-containing protein 71-like. NCBI's taxonomy places the organism in Eukaryota, Metazoa, Cnidaria, Anthozoa, Scleractinia, Merulinidae. Gene Ontology annotation, molecular function: protein binding. The record is from RefSeq and is a predicted model, not a curated record.